AUGGUCUCCACCGGCCUUGGCCAAAGACCAGCCCUGAUCGUCGAAGAAGGACAGGCUGACGGACCUCGGAUCGUUGAUGAAUCAGACCAUGACCAUGAUCUGUCCGCUAUGAUCUCCCCCUCGGCGACUUGUCCACCUCUGGCCGUUUCUGCACCUAUCAACAAGCAGCGGGCUCGCUCGAGACUUUACCAGCUUCAAGAAGCUCAGCGAUUCGCUUGGCAGCAUGACAUCUGCCACCAUCCUAAGCAUGGCUUUUGUAUCAGACCGCAGAGCGAGGGAAGUGUCUACUGUACGGUGCAUUCAUGCUUCGCCAUCAACGAUGAUGGAAACCGAUGUGGCAACCUUGUGAUUGAUCCCACUGUCAGCCGGUACUGUAGCUCCGGCUGGCAUAACGAGAAUCGUCGCUACUCUCAUGUCGAAGAUCUCAAAGCCGCUCGACGAGCCCGCGAGUCAAUGUUAGCCAAAGAGCGCGAAUCCGAAUUGGCCGAACGCGUCUCCUACUUCUCGACACAUUUUUCAAGCGCCCUCGAGUCAUCAUCCUCUCAAUCCUCCACCUGCUCGUCCUCUCGGACAGGUCCUUCGUCUUCUUCUUCUCCCAUCUCCAAGUCCGAGUCCCUCGUCCCUGAGUCCGAUAAAGACGGCUCAGCUCGCGGCACACACAGGCAACGCUCGACCAGCCUCGAACACGAAAGGGGAUGGGGAGCACACGGUAUCGACAAGUGGUGGGUCGGUGACUGGAGCAGAAAGUUUGCUCCCAGUGCCCCAGCCGGACAAUAG
Messenger RNA from Kockovaella imperatae, 777 nucleotides. RefSeq lists its product as hypothetical. The record is from RefSeq and is a predicted model, not a curated record. NCBI's taxonomy places the organism in Eukaryota, Fungi, Basidiomycota, Tremellomycetes, Tremellales, Cuniculitremaceae. The transcript has 4 exons. Bases 1 to 777 code for a protein of 258 amino acids.